GGAAGUAAACACCUUAUCGUAGCAAUUAAUAGUCAUGCCAAGUACGAACAAUUUUAUAGCACGUAUUCUAUCGUGUGGUCAUGUGAUGUAUUUUGCAUCUUCCUAAAACCAAACCUAAAUACCUCUAGCACACAACGCAAUUAUAAUCAAGAAAAAUGGGAUGGUGUUCAUGAUAGUUUGUGACUCCUAGGAUUCAUAUAGCUCGCUACAGGAACAUGCUGCAUGACUAACAUUCGAAGAUCUUCUACCUUAACAUGAUGGCGCCUAGUCCAGAUCCAGCCCCAGACAAGAAUUAUGCACAUGACGCCUUGGACUUGAGCAAUACAGAGGAGGAAGAAUCGUCACCCCUCCUGCCAGGCAAAAAAAAGCCUGGUAGCCCGUUGUGCUCUUGCCGUUACACUCUGAGCUACAUAGCUUUUAUGGGUAUCACAUGUGCGUUUAUUAAUCGGGUCAACAUUAGUGUUGCUAUGACGGCGAUGGCAAACAGCACUUACAGUGCGACCUAUGACCCCGUGAACUCCACUGCUGAACUUUGCCCUGAGAGGUCAGGUUUCAAUGAGUCGGAUGAUACCUUGGUGGAAGGCGAUUUUCCAUGGGAUUCACACACACAAGAGCAGAUCCUAGCCGCUUUCUACUAUGGCUUCCCAAUACUGCAGGUCCCGUCAGGGUUACUGGCCGACCGAUACCCCCAGUGUACCACCAUUAUCAUCGGCUUUGGGUACCUUACUUCAGCCGUGACAUCUUUAUUCAUUCCUCUAGCUGCUUAUGGAGGUGGCGUUCCAGCUAUCAUGGCGCUGCGAGUCAUGUCAGGUUUGGCGGAGAGUGGGACUUAUCCAUGCCUUUAUUCGCUGAUGUCACGCUGGGCCCCAAAAGCUGACAGGAGCACAUUACUUGCUAUCGUAUUUUCUGGAUCGUCGGUCGGGCAAAUCAUUGCUCAGCCGAUAUCUGGCGUACUCUCAUCAUCAGACUUCCUCGGUGGCUGGCCAUCCACAUUUUAUCUUUUUGGUACUUUUGGAGUAAUAUGGUAUAUCCUUUGGGUACUACUCGCGUAUCAUUCACCCCUAGCACAUCCUAGGAUAUCGAAGGAGGAGAGAGAUUACAUCGUGAAUGAUCUCAAACUUUCCAAAGCGCCACCGACGAGACGGAAGUACCCUUGGAAAGAUUUUUUUACGUCAUUGCCCCUCUUAGCUGUCUGUGUCGCCGAUUUUGCCUUGCUUUGGGUCCUUUAUUCACUUACUUCAAAUCUUCCAAUAUUCUUGAACGAGGCUCUACGAUUUGACAUCUCUCAGUCAGGUAUCCUAUCGUCGGUGCCAUAUAUUGCUUUGUUAUUCUGUAUCAUGGGCGGUGGAGUGAUGGCCGAUUUUCUCAUGGCACACACAAGAUUAAGCCUUACUGCUGUCAGAAAAAUCAUGACUACGCUCGGACUCGUUCCAUCAGGAUUUUUUCUAGUUUUAUCGGGGUCAGUCGGAUGUAAUGAAACUCUAGUAAUAACAUUCAUCUCACUUGGACUGGCAACCACGGGAAUCGCAUAUUCGGGAUCAUCCCUCACGAUGAUGGAGUUUGCUACCCCCUAUGCUGGAAUGGUCGUGGCCAUAGCAAAUACAGUUGCCACCAUACCGGGAUUCGUGGCGCCAAUCGUCGUUGCAAUUUUCACAGAAAACCAAGCCGACUUGGCAGGAUGGAGACAAUUUUUCUGGAUAUCAUUUGGGAUCUCCAUGUCUGCCUGGGUAAUCUUCAUGAUCUUUGGAACCUCUGAGCUUCAGUCCUGGGCCAAACUAGACACAAAGGAUGAUGGCACUGAUUCACCUAAGGGAGCCGGAGAGGAAAAAUACAAAACGUCGAUUCUGAAUGGAACUCAGAGGAAAGUCUCAAUAGAUCGCAAAUUUGGCGAUGAGUAGGAGAACAUAUGCUACAGUUACACCAACGAAACAAACAACCAAAGGACAGAUGAUAAUUGUGUCAUUGGUAAUAAGGUAGUAGAGUUUUUUGGUUUUCUUGGGAAAACCUCCUUUAAUGAAGGGAAGCGAUGGCGAAAAUAGAGCUACAAUUUUCUCAACCGUUGUCUUUAUAGUAGACUGAGCCAUGUAGACAAUUUAAGUUUGAUUACAAAUAUCAUUUGUGACCAUCCCAAAACCAACAAUUCGCCCCAAAUGAAUGUUCAAAUUUAAUUCAUUUUGGAAAAGCACAUACGCUUUUAUAGAAUGUAUAAUUUGUCAGAAUUGAUCAAUAAUAACGUACGUAAACACUUGAUUGAAUGAAUCAUUACGUAUAAAUACAUUCUCCCCAAACCCAUGACAAAAAAUGAAAUAGGCAAAAUAUCCCCCGAUAUUUAGCCAGACUCAUGUUUGUGGAAAUAUUGGAACCAUACCAACUUCUCGAUGCGUUUGAGGAUUGAUUAUGAAGAUUGGAUAUAAAGACGAAUUGAAUACGAUGCAAUAUAUAGAAAUUUAAGAAUGAAUGUGUAUAAAUACAAAUAAAUCUGUAUUUAAUUUUCAGGCUGAUGAUAAGGUUUAAACCUUAAAACAUGUUACGUUUAUUAAAAUGUUAUGCUCUUUUUAUUAUUUUUGUCUUCAAGUUGACAUCGUGUCAUUCUUUUGAAAAUUCAAUUAUGACAUAUCAAUUGGCUUCUUUAUUGAAUUAGUUUAUUUAUAACAUGUUUGUGUACUCUAGCCAAAUUUGUCUUUUGGAAGUAAAUCAAAUAUUGAUUUUAACUGCAUUAUAUACCAUCAUCUUUUUUUUUAAUGGUAAUUGGUAGUUAAUCAGAUUACUGAAUAUCCUGAUUAAAACAGAGUCAACCGAUAGAUCGAUGUGAAUAUGAUGAUAAACUUAACAUUGUGGAAUUGAAGAUAAAAAAAUAAAUAAAUAAACGGAUACCGCUCGAUGGUAAGAGGGGAAUUGGAAAAGACGGGAAGAGACGGUCAGCGAAAGGAAGCCAGUUCAAGAGUGCGAGUGGAUGACGGUUUGUGCACGCCUGGUUAUGGGUAUAUACCAUGUAUACUGUAUGUAAGAGUAGGAGUCAUGUUGCGUAUGGGGGGGGGAGUGUAAAGCCACGUAUUCUGUUACGAAAUCAAAUAUUUUGUAGCAAAAACACCCUGCAAUUCUUAUUUUGUUACAAAAUCAAUCGACGAAAAUGAUUUUGUCACAAAAUCGAUCGACGGGAAUGAAUUUGUUACAAAAUCGAUCGACGAAAAUGAUUUUGUUUCAAAAUCAAUUGAGAGGAAUGAUUUCAUUUCAAGGAAAAAUCCAAUCUGUUACCAAAAAAUUAUAAAGAAAUGUCUUAAUGGGAUUAAUUCACAGACCAUUUACGAAUGCAACGGACAAUCAAUAUCUCUCACUGCUCAUUUAUUCAUUUAUUUCCAUUCAAUUUUCGAUAAAACUUAUAUCCAAAGUAAAAAAAAAAAAAGGAUAAAUAUGACAGCAGGGAAAUAAAAAGAGCUUUAUAAACAUGAUAAAACACUGUCACCUGUCGACGACGCAUUACUCGCCAUUUGUUUGGUAUUUUAUUACAAGAGUUUUUUGUUCAAAUUAUUUCAAUUUUCCUAAAUGUUGUAGAACGUGUUAAGAACCAUGGGCCGGCAUGUUGCAAUCUAAAGGUCAAGUCCACAACAGAAAAUUCAAACUGGCAUAACGCUGAAAAUUUCAUCAAAAUCGGAUGUAAAAAAGAAAGUUAUGACAUUUUAAAGUUUCGCUUAUUUUUCACAAAACAGUGAUAUACAAAUAAGACAUUCCAUGAUGUCCCUCACUCACUAUUUCUUUAUUUUUGUAUUGUUUGAAUUACACAAUAUAUUUUUUUUGCAAAUUUGACAAUAGGGACCAACUUGACUGAACCAAAUAGGCCUGGUAUUAAACAAUGGUAAUUCCACAUGUUUAGGGAGGAAUUAAUCGUUGUUUUACUUGACAAUGAGGAGAAAAUCAGAAUAUUUCAUAUAAUAAAAUACAAAAGAAAUGGUGAGUGGAUCACGUCAUAAGUCUCCUCAUUUGUAUACCGACCAGGAUGUGCAUGUAACUCUUUUGUGAAACUUAGCGAAACGUCAAAAUGUCAACUUUCUUAGUUUACUUCCGAUUUUGAUGAAAUUUAUGCUUGUUGGAUUUUUCUCUUGUUAUGCAAAUAAACUUUUUGUCGGGGUGAA
Molecule: messenger RNA, 4130 nt
Organism: Lytechinus pictus (painted urchin)
Lineage: Eukaryota; Metazoa; Echinodermata; Echinoidea; Temnopleuroida; Toxopneustidae
Product: sialin-like
Exons: 10
Coding region: 255-1898 (547 amino acids)
Biological process (GO): monoatomic anion transport; transmembrane transport
Cellular component (GO): membrane
Molecular function (GO): transmembrane transporter activity
Source: RefSeq, a predicted model, not a curated record